Cuscuta europaea is the source of this 5479-nucleotide messenger RNA. Lineage: Eukaryota; Viridiplantae; Streptophyta; Magnoliopsida; Solanales; Convolvulaceae. The record is from the annotation of a GenBank genome assembly.
GAUUGACUCGUUGAAACCAGUCAAAGCACAAUUCUUUUUCCCUUGAACGUAGAAACUCAAGCAACCGAGCCCACUGGGGAUUUUUCUUCAUCUGGUCCUGCAGCUCUUCUUCUUCCUCUGCCCGCUCAAAGCCAUGAUUUCUCCCACUGCCACCUCUUCACCCCUGCUCCCAUUAAAAUCUGUCCUCAUCAAACCCUUUCUUUCACCGUCCUUUAAACCCCUAAACAAAUACCAACUCUGCCGCUCCCGGAAAAGCCUUAAUCUGAGAAGAUUUGGAGUUGGUAAGUGCAAGGCGGAGUUGGUCAAUGAUGCGCCGAUUGCCGUAUCCAUUGGCGCUUGCAUUCUCAACUCCCUGGUAUUCCCUGUUGCUCCUUCGCCUGAUGAAGAUGAAACCGACUCGGUGAUUGACUCUGCCGAUGCCCGAUUAGCUGUCAUGGGGAUAAUUAGCUUCAUCCCAUAUUUCAAUUGGCUAAGUUGGGUGUUUGCUUGGUUGGAUACGAAGAAGAGCCGAUAUGCUGUGUAUGCUAUUGUUUAUUUGGCUCCUUACUUGAGGUCAAAUCUUUCACUCUCACCUGAGGAUAGCUGGCUUCCAGUUGCGAGUAUUCUCUUGUGCAUUCUACAUAUUCAGCUUGAAGUCAGUAUAAAAAAUGGAGACAUCCAGGGGUUGCAGUUUUUUAGUGAGACUAGAAAGACAGACAGUACAGCAUUUGAAGAGGACAUAGCAGCUGAUCGUAAAAAUUUGCCUUCAGCACAACGGGGAGAUGAUAAACGUAAGUGGUCAGUUAGUGAAAAGCCUUCUCAAGAUCCAGGGAACUUGGAUAAAGAUAGAGAGGAUCCUAUGGGAAGGAAGCACUAAGUUAAGAUUCUAUUGAGGCUAGUAGGCAACUUCCUGUAAAGUAGGCAACAUGUAAGCUGAAUAUGAACUCUGCCAAAUAAACAAUAGCAUACACAGCAUGUUAAUCUACGCGUGAAGAAAUGAAGAAAAUAAAAGUUCAAGUUGGGGGAUAACAAAAGUGAAAUUUCCUUAAGAGAAAAUAAGGAGUAAAUUGGAGAAAAGUAGCAAAAAUUAAGAACGGUGGAGCUGGGAUUCGAGCUCUAGUCAUUUGGACAAAGGACAUACUCAACCAAUGAGCUAAAUGAACCAAAUUGAAGUUUUUGUUGGAAAUUCAUAUACAUUGUACAAGCCCAGUACUGAAAAAAGUAAUAAAAGGAAGAGGCCAAGUUUUGAACCCGUGACUUCAUAUUUGGAAUAAGCACCCGUCACCGCUGCACUGCUCCGCUCUUUUGGAUCUAAAGUUGUUUUUUGUGUAAAUAUGUAUUGAAUAAUUAAUUUUAUAUAAUCUAUAUAUAAUAUAUAUAUGUAUUUUUUCGAGGUGCACAGGGUCCCGGGACCCCGUGGGACUUUUAGUGGGUCCAUCUCUGGCGGUCAGUCCAAGCAUUUUUGGACGCGAUGUUCACUAUGGGUCGUCCGGAAACAGUCUCUCUGUGCUUUAGUACAUGGGUAAGACUGCGUACAUCCGACCCCCCCCCUUACCCCAUCGUAGUUGGGAUCUUUUGUGGCACUUGGAUAAUGAUGAUGAUCUAGUAGAUUUGUGCAAAUGGUAAUCUCUUUUUCGAUGUAGAGUAAUUUUGGAGUUAGUGAUGGACUAAAAUCAAAAUAGUGCAUUUUACAGGGAUGAAAAACAAAAGUAAUAUUUAGCAGGGAUUUAAAACAAAGUGUGUCAUAUUUGCAGGAUCAAAAACAUAUUUAAGCCUAGAAAAAUCACUAUAAGAAAAAGAAUUGGCCCUUACCCCAAUGAACUUUUACUGUUUUUUGGCUUCAUACUCGGUUGAAUAAUAUUCAUUUAUAGUGAAACUAUAGGUUACUUUAGGCAUGGACCGGGCCCGGGCCGGUUCAAGACGAGCUUUUUUUCCAGAUGUUGGGCCCAGAAUUGGCCCGGUUUGAUACCAGGUUCGGGCCAAACCGGGCCGGUCCAAUGUAUUAAUAUAUAUAUAUUUUGCUUUCUAAUUAACCCCCCACCCCCGUCAAACCUCCCCAAAACACCCAACCCUACCCAAGGAAAAAAAAUUGAAAAAUAAAGAACCGGGCUCGGCCCGGACUGCUUGGGCCGGUUCAAGAAAAACAGGGCCCGAACCUGGCUCGCCAGGCCCCCACAACCCGGGCUAAAGCUCGGAACCGGCCAUCUGAGCCCGCACAGUAGCGGGACGGCCCGAUUCACGGGCCGGUUCGGCCCGGUUCAGUCCACCCCUAGGUUACUUAUAAAAACCAAAAGAGCAAUUAAACUAUCCAAUAAAAAAAUGUGAAAACACGUCUUAUAAAACAUUAUACUCCGUAGAACAUUAUGAAUACAAUUCUCAUUCUAUCAAACACCUUCAAAAUAAUGGAAUGCACAUAAAUUUACAUUGGAGCAACAUUGUCAAUCUCAUGGUGAACUGUUUUCUCCUCCACAAUAUUCCAUUUUUUUUUGCCUCGUACCACUCCACAUUUUCACGGGAAGUGAAACGGGUGGCUGAGUAUGAGGAGGAGGCACCAUCGUUUUGCUUUCUUUUUGGAGCCAUCCCUCCAAGGUUACAAGAAAAUACAAACACCAUAUCAAAAACUUUAUCAAUUCAAGACUACGGAGCCGCUCACUCGCUCAGCCGCAGACGCAGAAGCCAGAAGAACUCGGCCGCAUAACCUCCUUGCUCCGACCGGCGACCAGGCGACCCGCGACCACCGACCUGAAGAACUCUGAACUCGGCCGCAGAACCACUGGUCUGAACUCGACCACCAUUUAGCCAACUCCAAGCCGGAAAUCAAAACUAGACUCAAAUACUCAAUGAAGAGAUAUUGGGCUACCGUUCCUUCACCGGGUAGUUCAAAUAAUAAUGCUUCAAAUAUUGCAUCUCAAUGUUCUUCAUCAAUACCUAAACAAGUUGAUUUGGAUGAGCUUCCCUCAGAUCCCGCAAAAAGAAGAAAAAUUUCUGAGUACCAUCCUAAUCAAAUAGAUGAAAUCAGGAGAAAAUAUUUGAUUAAAGGACCCUGUCAACCACGUGGUCAUGACUUCCCACAAAAAGAGAUUGGGAAGACUUUAAGACGCUUCAACUCUAAAUGGUUUGAUCAAUAUCCUAAUUGGUUAGAAUAUAGUAUACAAGAUGACAAAGCCUUUUGUUUGCCUUGUUACUUGUUUAGAGAUCACUUUGAGAAUCGUGCUGGGAAUGAUGCAUUUGUAACUGAAGGGUUCUCAAGUUGGAAUAAAACGGAGCGAUUAGCUUCUCAUGUGGGUAAUAUAAAUAGUUUCCACAAUAAGGCACUUAAAAAAUGUGAUGAUUUAAUGAACCAAGACCAGUCAAUUGUUGUUGCUUUGCAUAGACAAAGUGAAAUUGUGAAGAAUGAAUAUCGUAUUCGUUUGAAUGCUUCUAUUGAUGUUUCAAGAUUUUUAUUGCAUCAAGGACUGCCUUAUCGUGGUCAUGAUGAAUCUGAAGAGUCCAACAAUAGAGGCAAUUUUCUGGAACUAGUAAAAUAUACUGCUAGUCAAAAUGAUGCUGUGAGUAAGGUUGUAUUGAAAAAUGCUCCAGGAAAUAAUCAAGUUGUUGCUCCUAGCAUUCAAAAAGACAUUGCUAAUUGUUUUGCACAGGAAGUUGUUCACUCUGUGCUUAAGGAGAUAGGUGAUGAUGUGUUUAGUUUGUUGGUUGAUGAGUCUAGUGAUGUGUCUUACAAGGAGCAAUUGGCUAUGGUGUUGAGGUACGUUGAUCGGUGUGGCAUAGUUAAAGAAAGAUUUAUUGGUGUUGUUCAUGUGAAGGAUACAUCUUCUUUGUCUCUUAAAUCUGCUAUUGAUUCUGUAUUUUCUGAAUAUGGCCUGAGUUUGAAAAAUGUUAGAGGCCAAGGGUACGACGGUGCAAGCAAUAUGCAAGGUGAGUUCAAUGGGUUGAGAGCUUUAAUCAUGAAAGAAAGUAGCUCGGCGUACUAUAUCCAUUGUUUUGCUCAUCAACUACAAUUAGUUGUUGUGGCGGUCUCGAAGAAACACUUUGAUGUUGGUGAUUUUUUUGAAAUGACAUCUCUUUUAUUAAAUGUGGUUGGAGCGUCUUGCAAAAGGAGAGAUAUGAUUCGAGAAAGUCAUCAAGAAAAAGUUAAAGAAGCUAUAAGUAAUGGUGAAAUUAGCACCGGAACAGGAUUAAAUCAGGAGCUAGCCCUUCAAAGACCGGGAAAUACACGUUGGGGUUCCCAUUAUAGAACACUUCUCAAUUUGAUUGAACUGUUUCCAUCAGUUGUUCAAGUCCUUGAGUACAUUGAAGUAGAGGGCGUAGACAGUGUGAAAAGACGCCAGACUAAUGGUCUUCUAACAUAUUUUCAAUCAUUUAAAUUUGUGUUUUAUUUGCAGUUGAUGUUGCUUAUCUUGGGACUCACAAAUUCUUUGUCAGUGGCUCUUCAAAAGAAAGAUCAAGACAUAUUGAAUGCUGUUUCACUUGUGAAAACAACAAAGCAACAAUUGCUUAAGGUAAGAGCUGAUGGAUGGGAUUCACAUUUGAGGAAGAUCUUAGAAUUUUGUGAGAAGCAUGAAAUUUCUGAGCUUAAUAUGGAUGAGGACUUUGUUAACCCAAGGAGGCCACGUCAAAGAACUAAUAUCACUAAUCGGCAUCAUUAUGAGUAUGAAUGUUUUAAUACCAUAAUGGAUUUGCAAAUUAGUGAAUUUGAUGACCGUUUCAAUGAGGUAAAUUCUGAGCUUCUUCUUUGCAUGGCCUCUUUGAGUCCGAUUGAUUCCUCCCGUGAGUUUGAUGCUUCAAAGUUGUUGAGAUUGGCUGAAUUUUAUCCAAGUGACUUCAGUUAUGUGGAACGCAGAACUCUUGAGCAUCAAGUCAGUAUUUACAUUGACAAUGUGUUAGCGGAUGAAAGGUUUGCUAGAUUGAAAAGUCUUGGUGAUCUUGCUCGAGUGAUGGUGGAUACAAGGAAACAUCUUUCACAUCCUUUGGUGUAUAAGCUUUUAAAGUUAGCAUUGACUUUGCCAGUUGCCACAGCAACCGUAGAGAGAUGCUUUUCCGCUAUGAAAAUAGUGAAGACUAAUUUGCGCAAUAGAAUUGGCGAUAGGUAUAUGAGUGAUUGUCUGACUUGUUUUAUUGAAAGAGAUGUGUUUGAAACUGUUACAAAUGAAACUGUAAUGGAUCUCUUUCAAAAGAUGAAAACUCGCCGUGAACAAUUGUGAUGUAUUUGUUCUCAUCCUGGAUCCGCCACUGGUCCAACGAGAUUUGUGCUCAAGUUCCACAGGGAGGUGACUUGGUUUUGCAUAAACAAGCCGGAAAGGGGACAUACCGAGUGGAAUUUUAUAGGCCGUCCGGUAUGCCCAUAAGGCAUCAUCAAGCUUUAGAGACCAUCAUCUUGCUGCCCCUUUGAGAGUAUGGGGGAAACAUUUGAGCUUGAGAUCGUCUUCGGCGAGCUUAUUCAUUGGAAUCCCUUGAAGAAAUCCAUAAAACUUCGUGAUAAAGUUCAGUGGAUUUCCCCCCG